Messenger RNA from Alternaria ethzedia, 1200 nucleotides. RefSeq lists its product as uncharacterized. Gene Ontology annotation, molecular function: oxysterol binding. Gene Ontology annotation, biological process: endocytosis; piecemeal microautophagy of the nucleus; maintenance of cell polarity. The transcript is spliced from 5 exons. Gene Ontology annotation, cellular component: cytosol; intracellular membrane-bounded organelle; membrane. NCBI's taxonomy places the organism in Eukaryota, Fungi, Ascomycota, Dothideomycetes, Pleosporales, Pleosporaceae. Bases 1 to 1200 code for a protein of 399 amino acids. The record is from RefSeq and is a predicted model, not a curated record.
AUGGCUGAGAAAGAAGGAUCGGCGGUGCCACCCCAGGCCAGAGGCUCAUGGACGAGCUUCCUCAAGUCCAUCGCGUCCUUCAAUGGCGACCUGUCCACGAUGACGGCGCCUGCCUUUAUUCUCUCCACAAAGUCGCUCACCGAGUUCUCCUCAUACUGGACCGAACACCCCUCCGUCUUCGUCGCACCGGCCGCCGAGAAGGACCCUGCCAAGCGGGCCAUGCUGGUGCUGAAGUGGUUCCUGAGCACACUGAAGCAGCAGUACGCCAGUCGGUCGGAAAAGCUGGGUAGCGAGAAGAAGCCUCUGAACCCCUUCCUGGGCGAGCUGUUCCUGGGCAAGUGGGAGGACCAGGCAGGCACAACACAGCUCGUCAGCGAGCAAGUCAGUCAUCAUCCACCCGUCACGGCUUACUCCAUCUGGAACGACCAACACGGCGUCCGGCUAGAGGGUUACAACGCGCAGAAGGCGUCCUUCAAGACCACCAUCAAUGUCAAGCAAAUCGGACAUGCCAUGCUCCACCUCGACAACUACAACGAAAGCUACCUCAUCACCCUCCCCGCCCUCCACAUCGAAGGCCUCAUCACAGGCUCCCCCUACGUCGAGCUCAACAGCAGCACCUACAUCCAAUCCUCCACCGGCUACACCGCGCGCAUUGACUACAGCGGCAAGGGCUGGGUCUCUGGAAAGAAGAACUCGUUCACCGCCGUGCUAUACCCUGAGGGCAAGGAGAAGGAAGCCAUCUACAAGGCCGACGGCCAGUGGACCGACUCGUUCCAGAUCAAGGAUGCCAAGACCAAGGCCGUCGUGGACACAUUCGACCACAAGUCCACAAAAACAACGCCCCUCACCGUCGCCGCCAUCGAGCAACAAGACGACUUCGAGACACGGCGCGCGUGGAAGAAGGUGUCGGAUGCGAUUAACAGUGGCAACAUGGACCUGACGAGUGCGGAGAAGACUAUCAUCGAGACCCGCCAGCGCGAGAUGCGACAACAAGAGAAGGAGGCUGGCAAGGAGUGGGAGCGCAAGUUCUUCUCAAAAGCACCAAAGUACCCGUUGUUCGAGCAGCUGGCCAAGAAGAUUGGCGAGGGCAUCAAUGAUGGGCAGACGAAUGGUGUGUGGAACUUUGAUAAGCAGAAGGCGGAUGCGGCGAAGAGCCCGUUUCACCCGGAUGUUGUGCCGCCGAUUUAUGAGAGGAAGUGA